Messenger RNA from Cinara cedri, 1555 nucleotides. Lineage: Eukaryota; Metazoa; Arthropoda; Insecta; Hemiptera; Aphididae. The record is from the annotation of a GenBank genome assembly.
AUGGCUGAUUUGCGUGAACAGCGCGCGGCCGUCCAGUUUUGCUUCCUGCUCGGGAAAACGGGCACGGAAACCCUCGAGAUGCUGAAAACAGCUUACGAAGGUGAUGCUUUAGGGAAAACUGAAGUAUUUGAGUGGUUUUCCCGUUUCGAAAGUGGUGAAAUGUCGAUAGACGACCAAGCUCGCUCUGGACGUCCUUCGGCGGCGCGAACCGACGAAAAUGUAGAAAAAAUGCACAAAAUUAUCCUGGAAGAUCGACGGCGAACCAUCGAAGAAGUAGGGGAGAGAUCCGGCGUGACAUGGAGUUCAAUACAGAGAAUUUUAAGUGAAGAUUUGGGGAUGAGACGGGUGGCUGCGAAAUUUGUUCCUCGACUGAGCUAACUGAGCAGCAAAAACAAGGCCGCGUGGAAUCAUGCUCUUCUUCGAAAGAAGAAUUCAAAAAUGACCCGAACUUCUUUUCCGAGGUCAUUACAGGUGACGAACCAUGGUGCUAUGGAUACGAUCCUAAAACCAAGCAACAAUCGAGCCAAUGGAAGACUCCAGCAUCGCCUCGCCCUAAAAAAGCUCGUCAAGUGAGGUCAAACAUUAAGACAAUGGUCAUUUGUUUUUUUGAUGNCAAAUUUUGCUUCCUGCUCGGGAAAACAGGCACAGAAACCCUUGAGAUGUUGAAAACAGCUUACAAAGGUGAUGCUUUAGGGAAAACUAAAGUAUUUGAGUGGUUUUCCCGUUUCAAAAGUGGUGAAAUAUUGAUAGACGACCAAGCUCGCUCUGGACGUCCUUCGACGGCACGAACCAAAAAAAAUAUAGAAAAAAUUCACAAAAUUAUCAUGGAAGAUCGACGGCAAACCAUCGAAGAAGUAGUGGAGAGAUCUGGUGUGACAUGGAGUUCAGUACAGAGAAUUUUAAGUGAAGAUAUGGGUAUGAAACGGGUGGCUGCAAAAUUUGUUCCUCGACUGCUAACUGAGCAGCAAAAACAAAACCGCGUAGAAUCAUGCUCUUCUUUGAAAGAAGAAUUCCAAAAUGACCCAAACUUCUUUUCCAAAGUCAUUAAAGGUGACUAUCGUGGUGCUAUAGAUAUGAUCCUAAAACCAAGCAACAAUCGAGCCAAUGGAAGACUCCAGCAUCGCCUCGCCCUAAAAAAGCUCGUCAAGUGAGGUCAAACAUUAAGACAAUGGUCAUUUGUUUUUUUGAUGUGAGAAGAGUCGUCCAUUCGGUGUUUGUUCCACCUGGUCAGACGGUUAACCGGGCAUUUUACCUAGAGGUGUUGAAAAAAUUACGCAACAGUUUGAGGCGAAAAAGACCCGAUUUGUGGCAGUUAGGAGACUGGUUUUUUCAUCACGACAAUGCUCCUGGUCACACAGCCCAAUCUGUACGGCGGUUUUUUACCAAAAAUGAUAUGGCCACUGUGUCCCAUCCACCCUAUUCACCCGACCUGUCUCCCUGCGACUUCUUUUUAUUCCCCAGAAUGAAAAGGAACAUGAAAGGAAAGCGUUUCGCGGACAUUGAUGAAGUAAAAAAAAAAAACGACGGAGGCGUUGGCAGACAUCACAAAAGAUGA